AUGGACGAGUCUGAGCCAGUACGCCAGAUCUACGACCACAAAGAUCUGGCCGAGUUUUUGGAGUCAUCUGCAUUCCAAGACAUCUGGGACUUUGUAGAACGACUGAACUGCAGCGUUCGUGGUCUCUCGGGGGACGCCCUAGCCGGGCCCCGAGUUCCGGCCACUAGCCUGGUUACCGCGGAGCUCGCUGCUUUGAAAGAGUUAGCAGCGGAGGUUGAACUGCUUCCGGCGGAAACUGGACGCUUCGGAAACCGAGCUUUUCGGACGUGGUUUUCACAGCUGCAGGAGCGUACGCCGCGUUUUACUGAAGAGCUGCUUGUCAAAAGCGAUCAAACCAAACGAUACGGCCCCGACCUGCAAGCAUACUUUUUGGGCGCGUUCGGGGACCCGAUGCGAAUAGAUUAUGGCACAGGACACGAGGCCUCUUUUCUGCUGUUUAUGUUCUGUCUGCACCGUCUGCAUCUCUUCCGAGCUGAGGACUUUCCCGAACUGGUGCUCAGUGUAUUCCCUGCGUAUCUAGCCACGACGCGGUACCUUCAGCAGCGCUUUACCCUGGAGCCCGCAGGAUCGCACGGCGUAUGGGGACUUGACGACUACGUUUUCCUUCCGUUCUUGUUUGGUUCUUCGCAGCUGAUCGGAAAAGAUACGGAGGUACCACCAGUGGCAGCUCGCGACCGAGAGCUGGUGCUCGAACUCGCACCGAAGUAUUUGUACUUUGACACGAUCCGCUUCAUCCUGGAAACGAAGAGAGGUCCAUUUGCGGAACAUUCGCCAACCUUGUACGACAUCAGCGGUCUAGAAAACUGGUCACGGAUCAACGCUGGUCUGUUGCGAAUGUACAAAGCGGAGGUAUGGUCGAAGCUCCCCGUUAUCCAGCACAUUCCGUUCGGUAUCUUGAUUCCUUUUCGAUCGGCAGCACGGACGUCUACAGAGCGGCUUCCAGCGGGAUCCUGA
Messenger RNA from Cyanidioschyzon merolae strain 10D, 954 nucleotides. Its product is annotated as probable phosphotyrosyl phosphatase activator protein. Gene Ontology annotation, biological process: mitotic spindle organization. Gene Ontology annotation, molecular function: protein tyrosine phosphatase activator activity; peptidyl-prolyl cis-trans isomerase activity. NCBI's taxonomy places the organism in Eukaryota, Rhodophyta, Bangiophyceae, Cyanidiales, Cyanidiaceae. The transcript has a single exon. The record is from RefSeq and is a predicted model, not a curated record. Gene Ontology annotation, cellular component: cytoplasm; nucleus; protein phosphatase type 2A complex. The coding region runs from base 1 to 954 and encodes 317 amino acids.